Molecule: messenger RNA, 1404 nt
Organism: Cotesia congregata
Lineage: Eukaryota; Metazoa; Arthropoda; Insecta; Hymenoptera; Braconidae
Source: the annotation of a GenBank genome assembly
AGCUGGACGAGUUUGUUGCCUGGAGUUGGACUUGGACAGAAGUUUGGGCUCGGAACUUUGGCGAGGAACCGGAGCUCUGGGUUUGGGCGACUCUUGGUCGAAGAACCGGACCUCGUCGAGGUCAAAGAGCUCGACAACGAACCGGCUCGGGGUUUUUGGCUCCGGAAGGCGGAAACUCCCGCUUUGUCACUAGGCUGUUGGCAUCUGACGUUCCGGGUGCUCGGUCAGCACGCGGCGGCGUCGGGCCCAGGCCUAACUGGGUGCUUCAGCGAUGCGGCCCGGAUCGACCUUACGGAACCCGCGCCGUCGUCCCUGUCGGCUCCAGAAGCCGCGAGUUCGCGAGCUAGAACUUCCCACCUUGUCGAAGGCUCCGUCGGGGAGAGAACCGGGAGCAGAAGCGAGAGGAAAGAAAUACAAGAGGAUUAUUUUUUACAAGAUAAUAAUUGCACAAGAAGGAACGAUAGAAGAAGAAGAAGAGCCUGUGGGAGGUCGACGCUCGCCUCCUGGAACGAGCGCCGACAACGUCGUCGUGGGGACGCCAGUGUCCCCUGUCACGUGCUCAUGCGACUCGAGCAUCCGCCCCGUACCACGGGACCACCACCACCCACGACCAUCAAGACGAAGAGCUUACAUAACCUCGCCAUCAACAGCAUCAACAACACCAUUGACAUCAAAAACAGCAACCUCCCCUCGAAACGUCCGAGUCCGGUCUCGACGUCCGUCAGAAGGAUCAUUCGCUCUUCGUCCUCGUCGCUUUACAGUAAGCGCCACGCUGGACACGCUGGACACGCUGGACACCCGGAAUCUGAGGCUAAUGCCCUUGUUGAGGACUCUGUUGAUGAGGAUCCCGGUGAUGAUGAUAACGAGCCCGCCGGGAAAGAGGAGAACAACCCUGACAAUUCUCCUAGUUAUUGCAGUUCUCAGAAUUCCGGUUACGAGGAGCGGGGCACCUUGAUGCAGCAACAUCCUUACAACGAAUACACAUGGGAUGUUAAUGCGAUAAACCCUUGGCUUUCGGCCUGCGACCUGGCGGGUCCAGCGCCGGCCGAUCUUCAGGGCACCUGCGGACCACCUGAAGUGCCAAAGUACUGCCCGAUGCCCUGCAAAGGCCAGGGCGACGCUAAGAAAAUUUUCCUUGAGGCCGAGAACCGGUAUUGGUUUGUCAGUGGCUUACGGUUACGUCAUUGUUGUGAGCACGCGGCUGUCAAUGCUUUGGCACCUGGGAAAGGGGGCCCUCUUGAGGACGUGCUUAAUGGUGGACGCAAAUGCGUUAAUGCACUGGACAAACUUCUCAGUGUCGACGCGCUUGCUGCGAGGCUUCACUGCGAAUUCGGCGAGGUCCUUGCUCGGUACGAUUGCGCUCAGCAGUACUCGGUCAUUCACAACUGCACACAUUGCAAGAAG